Molecule: messenger RNA, 1580 nt
Organism: Silurus meridionalis
Lineage: Eukaryota; Metazoa; Chordata; Actinopteri; Siluriformes; Siluridae
Gene: zdhhc3b
Product: zinc finger DHHC-type palmitoyltransferase 3b
Exons: 6
Coding region: 488-1393 (301 amino acids)
Biological process (GO): peptidyl-L-cysteine S-palmitoylation; protein targeting to membrane
Cellular component (GO): Golgi apparatus; endoplasmic reticulum
Molecular function (GO): protein-cysteine S-palmitoyltransferase activity
Source: RefSeq, a predicted model, not a curated record
AAAUAAUGAAUGUUAAUGUUAAUAUAAUGUUAAUACAGCGUGUAUGUGAUGUUAAUACGCGCGCUAUAAAACGGAUUAGUGUUGUUAUAAAAUACUAUCUAAAGCACGGAGCUAAUUAUUGAGUUGGAGGCUAAACGGAGGGCGGUUUGGGGGCGUGUCCUAAAUCGAGGGUAUGUUCCCUAUGAAGGUGCCCUAUGUAGCGCGCUAGAUGAGAUUGUACCGGUGGAUCCCGGAAGUAGAUCUGCGCACUUCGUGUGUGGUUUAGAACACAGCCGCUCGUGUGUCUUGGUUAGUGUUGUUAAAUGAUGUUAAUGUAGUCUAAUUAAAGUCUAAUCAUAAUUAGCAUAUUAUUAAUAAUCAUAUCAGAUCGAUAACUGGGUUAUCAGUGUAACAGUGUGUGAUGAUAAUAUUUGUGUGAAGGAUGAUGUGAGUGUGUGAGUGAGUGAGAGUGUGUGUGUGUGUGUGUGUGUGUGUGUGUGUGUACAGGAUGUCAGGUGUCCCCGUAACCCCACGCUGCAGGGACAUUGAGAGGAAGGCAGGAUACGUGCGUCCUGAGGAAUGUGCAGUUCCUCCGCCCCUCCUGUCGGUGGCGUCGUCCCCGUGGUGUAUCAGGGACGUGUGUGGUGUGGUGUGUGCAGUUAUCACCUGGUUCCUGGUGCUGUACGCGGACUUUGUGGUGAUGUUCGUCAUGCUGCUGCCUGUGAAGAGCGCAGUGUACAGUCUGAUCAACGCCACACUGUUCAACACACUCACCGUGCUGGCGCUCACGUCACACAGCCGCGCCAUGUGUACUGACCCUGGCGCUGUACCGAAGGGAAACGCUACUAAAGAGUAUAUUGACAGUCUUCACCUGAAACCAGGUCAGGUCGUCUACAAGUGUCCUAAAUGCUGCAGCAUCAAACCUGACCGAGCUCACCACUGCAGUGUGUGUAAGCGCUGUAUCAGGAAGAUGGAUCACCACUGUCCCUGGGUGAACAACUGUGUGGGUGAAAACAACCAGAAAUACUUUGUGCUGUUUACGAUGUACAUUGCUCUGAUAUCGCUCCAUGCUCUCAUCAUGGUGGGGUUCCAUUUCAUCCUCUGCUUUGAGCAGGACUGGACAAAGUGCAGCAGCUUCUCCCCCCCGACCACGGUGGUCCUGCUGAUCCUGCUGUGUUUCGAGGGUCUUCUCUUCUUCAUUUUCACCGCCGUCAUGUUCGGUAGCCAGAUUCACUCCAUCUGCACCGACGAGACUGGUAUAGAGCAGCUGAAGAAAGAAGAGCGACGAUGGGCCAAGAGGUCCAAGUGGAUGAACCUGAAAGUGGUCUUCGGCCACCCGUUCUCUUUAGCAUGGUUCAAUCCGCUGGCCGUUCCCGAGCACGGCAAAGCCGACCUGUUCCAGUACGUCGUCUGACUCGGACUGGGUUCUGAUCCGCAGAGGAAGUGCACUGAGAUGGCCUUAUUCUCCAUUUCAUUCUUUUCAGGGGUGAUUCAGAGGCGUGUCCUUAGAGUGUAUAAAAACUGCCUUUUUGUUCAUUUUUCUACUUGGAUUAUAUUUUCACACUGUCUGGUGUGAGAAUAAUAUAUACAUUUUUAACCGG